Molecule: messenger RNA, 1822 nt
Organism: Hyposmocoma kahamanoa
Lineage: Eukaryota; Metazoa; Arthropoda; Insecta; Lepidoptera; Cosmopterigidae
Gene: Gr9
Product: gustatory receptor for sugar taste 43a
Exons: 11
Coding region: 144-1541 (465 amino acids)
Biological process (GO): sensory perception of taste
Cellular component (GO): dendrite; axon; membrane
Source: RefSeq, a predicted model, not a curated record
GCCCGCUCGAGAACGCCACGUGAUUUCUGCUCUCCUGGUUAUUUUAUUUAAGUACGUAUACGAAGAAAACUAUUAAAAUUAAUUAACCGAAGAGGUUAAGAAGAAAAAUUGUGUUUUGAAGUGAUCUCGGGUAAAGGAAUAAUAUGAGAGUGGAUUCAGCUAACGGUGAUGACGAUGCCCCUGCUGAAACAUCUAAUGCAGAGGCAGUGCCUGAACAUUGCAUCGUUGGUGGUGCUCAUGCUUUUAUUUUAAGGAUAUCGAGUUUCUUCGGCCUGGCCCCGUUGCGCUUCGAGCCAUGUAACAACGGCUUCACGAUCACGCUCUCAAGUGCUAUGUGCAUAUAUAGCUACAUAUUGGUCACUGUUUUAAUAAUCUGCACAAUAUUCGGUCUAGUGGCGGAAAUUAAAGUCGGCAUUGAGGUGUCAAUUCGUAUGACAUCACGGAUGUCCCAACUAGUAUCAGCGUGUGACGUAUUGGUGGUAGCCGUGACAGCAGGUGCGGGAGUUUACGGAGCACCAAGAAGGAUGAAGAAACUGCUGCAGUUUAUGGAACAUAUAGCUUCGGUGGACAACAGCGUUGGUGCUCAGUACUCUGUAGCGACGGAACGCAAACUUUGCGCAGUACUGCUGGCAAUAUUGAUCUUCUUUACCGUUCUGCUAGUCGACGACUUCUGCUUCUACGUUUUGCAAGCUAAGAAGUUGGAUAGACACUGGGAUGUGAUAGUAAACUAUGUCGGGUUCUACCUCCUCUGGUACGUUGUGAUGAUCCUGGAACUGCAGUUCGCGUUUACCGCUCUGUCCCUGCGCUCACGCUUUCAUGCUGUUAACGACGCAAUUGCGCUUACUGCAAAGCUGGUUUCUGUACCAGUGGAAAAGGCAAAAGAUUCAGCUCCGUUGAACAUCUUUGCAAUCCGCGUAGCACCCGCGGAGAGUCAACGGUCUGCCAAUGUGAGCCUGUUCGUCGAUACAACGCCUGGAGAGAAGGAGCCACCUGUCAUUAUUACGAGAAGCUCAAACAACGAACCCCGUUUAGUAGUUUCCGUCUGCGAGGCCAUCCGCCGCCUGGCCGGCCUGCACAGCAGCCUAUGUGAGGUCGUACGACGCAUCGACGACAGCUACGGUUUACCCGUCGUCAUCAUCCUCUUAUCUACUAUGCUGCAUUUGAUUGUUACUCCUUAUUUCUUGAUUAUGGAGCUAAUCGUAUCAAUAAAUAGAGUGCACUUCCUCGUGCUUCAGUUCCUGUGGUGCGCCACUCACUUGCUGCGAAUGCUCGUCAUCGUAGAACCCUGUCAUUAUACCAUCUUAGAGGGUAAAAAUACCGAGGAGAUGAUAUGCAAGCUGAUGACGACAGCGCCGGUGACAGGUACCCUGCCGUCUCGGCUAGAGCAAUUCUCGCGACAAUUGAUGCUACAGAACGUGUCAUACUCGCCUAUGGGCAUGUGCACGCUCGAUCGGCCUCUGGUCGCCUCGAUUAUCGGCGCGGUGACAACGUAUCUCGUAAUACUGAUACAGUUCCAAAGAUACGAGAGCGCAGUAGACUAAUUUCUCGAUAGUAGUGUAACAAUUUGUACCGAGUUUGAAUUGCAAAACGUUUUUAACAAUAUUUGUAAUUUUUAUGAAUACCUACAAUAGCAUAAUUUACUAGUGGUAGGGGCUCCUUACGUAAAACUCACCUGGGUAUCUACCAUCGCGCCACCUACAGCCUUCGUUACCGCUGUAUCCUUCGAGCUCGCCAUUAAAAUAGCAACAGUUUCCAGCUCACCACAAAGGUACCUACUGUGAAAAAAACUCCACCUCUGGUUUCAUCGUCCCUCAGUAGCAAU